AUGGACUCCACUGAGGGGAAAUAUUCGAGCGAGGAAGUCAAUACCGAAGAACUGAUUAAAGUAGUCAAGACAAUGUUGCUUCAGUCUAUAUCGCUGGACAACUCGGAAGGUUUCACCAUGGCUGUAGAAGCUUUAGAAGAACUCAAGAUUGAUUUCAAUUGGAGUGCCUUUUCCAAAUCCCUGGUGCAUGGCCGUGGUGAGUGGAAUACUCCGCUCACUCUGAGUUCAAAGCUGGGUCGGGUAUCCAUGGUGAGCGCUUUACUUCAAAAAGGAGCUAAUCCCGACUUAUGCUCCGAUUCCGGAGUUGGGAAAUCGACUCAGCGGACGCCUGUCCAUGAGGCGAGUAAAUCCGGGUAUCUUCAAGUUGUCGACUGUCUGCUGACGCAUGGGUGUGACGUCAACGUACCUGACGCACGUGGUUGGACACCAAUUCACGAUGCAAUUUGUCAUGACAGGAUUGAAAUUGUUUUCAAGUUACUUGAAAAUGGUGCAGAUCCAGGAAAAAGCUUUUUCGUAGCUUCUUCAAAUUUGAAGAAUCUUGAUCUCAUUGGAAGGGGAUCUCUUAUGUUUUCUACCAAGCCUUAUACACUAGAGUCAUCAAUGCCCGCGUCCUUUGAGUGGAGUUGUCUAUCGUUUGCUGCUAAUUGCCACCAGCCUCGGGUAGUGGCGAAGCUAAUACACGAAUAUUUACAUGAUGCUGUCAAACACCACAGUUCAUCUGGUAGAACUGCUCUUCACGAGGCUGUCAACUUACCAGAAGGUUUGAAUCUCGAUAAGGAAGCUGUUGUCCGAAAUCGACACGAAACUAUGAAAAUCUUACUGAAUGCAGGUGUCGAUCCAAGUUUUCCAGAUCACUUGGGAAAAAACGCUCUUCAUCUCUUCUUAGACCAUGUUAAUUUAGCCAAAGUUGUCGUGAAUAAAUAUUCCGAGAUCGUUCCAGAGACAAUCCUCUUACUGCACGAAUAUGGCAUUCGUCUAGACAUGUCGGACCACACGGGAAGGACUGUACUUCACCAAGCCGCUGCCUUUGGCCUGGUAGAGGCAGUGCAGAUUAUUCUUAACCUUGGUGCUGAUCUUCACGGCGUAGACAACGAUGGAAACACGCCAGCACAUGUCGCGGCUAACCACGAUAAUUUUGAAGUACUAAGCAGCCUGAUGAAUCACUUUUCGCAUGCGGAGCUGUUCAACCUUCACGGAAAUACGGUGUUACAUUGCGCGAUAAAGCCAAAAGCCGACGAGGAUGCUCUGAUACGGGUCGCGCAGACUGUGAUAAGCGAGAAGGGCUCUUAUAAAACGCAGGUUAACGCUGAUGGAGCAUCAGAAUAUGACCUGGCUGUAAAGUUUCAGUUCAACGCACUGGCCCACUUCCUUUUUGACCAUAGUGAUGAUGCUAUGGUUGCCAGUUCUGAUGGCCUGUUGGAUACUACAGAAGUCCGACAUGAACGAGGUGCAGGUAAUGAAAGCAAUAGCCUUGAAAUGAGGAACGAAGAGAGCACUAUGGCUAGUGAAGGUGUCAGAGAUCGCAAUGGGCAAUUUACAUUAGGAAAUGAAAAUGAUUUUGAUGAGAACUGUGAGGACUCUGAAAUACCUGAAUUGAGAAUAGACGCCGACACAGACGUCAACGAGUAUUUAACGAAUCUUUGUCACGAAUACCGCGUUAGAGGCUUUCACUUGGAAGGUGAGGGAAUGUGCCACGAGAGAUGCAAAAUUGCUAAACAGACCGUGGAUUUUGUAGAAGAACUUUUGAAACUGGUUUCUGAGGAAGAUAGGAAGUUCAACAGUAAAAUUUUAAGCACCGGAAGUGCUUUUGAAGGCUACAGAAUCGGCAAGCCCGACGAAUUCGAUUACAUGUGUGAAUUAGAAUCCUUGACGGAUCAAAAAUGUGAAAUUCUCCCGACUGAAGAUCCUGGGUUUGUUCGUGUCCGAGUUAAAGAGGAUUACAGAGAAGAAUGGAGGAUGUUUCUAUCUGAAGAAGGAUUUCUUGACGCCUCAAAAAUCAAAUAUUUCCUGGCGGAAAAGUUGUACGUGAAGUCUAGUUCGAAAGCCUUUGCUCGAAAACGAUGGAAUUUGAGCUUUAACACGACAAGCUAUGAUUCUUGCGUGCUAUGUCAACCAGUCAUAGCCACGAGCAAAGCUGGUUUGAAGAUGACUUUGUUUUGGCGUGGUAAUGUCUAUAAAUUCAUGCCUAUCGAUAUUGACAUCACACCAGCAAUGCACAUUCCCGGGUGGCCAAAGUCAGCUAAAGUACCCCCAUCCCACGUCCUGAGCAGCUGUGACGAAGUGGGGUAUCAUAUUGUUCCCAAGUCAGAAGGAGGAGAUUCUUUGUUGUGGAGAUUGUCCUUUUCCGUUGCCGAACUGCAGAUUCUACAAAACACAACUCCAAUCCAAGCAGCCUGUUACACAGCUCUGAAAAUAAUCAAAGGACAGACGUCAUUCAGAGGUGUACGCUCGCAAUUUUUCGCUCAUUUUGGCUUCCUUCACACUUACGUUCUCAAGAUGAAGUUCUUUGAAGAACUAGAGCGCUACCAGGACCAAGAGAUGUGGCAAGAAGGCAAGCUAGUUGAGCGGAUCUGCUCCGUGUUAGAAUCUACGGCAAGUCUUCUAAGCCAGAAACGGCCUUCCCAAGUGGAAUCCUACUUCUUGCCAGGACACAGAGUCCUUCGACAGGCGGACAAACACUUCGGAAAUUUCGUGGCAGCAUCUAUCAAAACGACCCUUCGGAAGGUAAUACGAAUGUUGCGCAAGGAACAAGAAGCACUGGCUGAAAACUCACCGGACGGCACUAGCUUCACAAUGCGGUUUGACCCAGAUUCAGGUUCAGAAUCAGACAGUGAAAGUGGUGCAAUUCUUAACGAUCCAGGUACAGUGGCCAAUAACAUUGCUGCUUCGCUACUGUCAUCUAUAUGCGAGGGUAAAUAA
Pocillopora meandrina is the source of this 2919-nucleotide messenger RNA. NCBI's taxonomy places the organism in Eukaryota, Metazoa, Cnidaria, Anthozoa, Scleractinia, Pocilloporidae. The record is from the annotation of a GenBank genome assembly.